Messenger RNA from Nerophis ophidion (straightnose pipefish), 5595 nucleotides. RefSeq names its product transforming growth factor beta receptor 2b (gene tgfbr2b). Gene Ontology annotation, cellular component: plasma membrane; signaling receptor complex. Lineage: Eukaryota; Metazoa; Chordata; Actinopteri; Syngnathiformes; Syngnathidae. Gene Ontology annotation, molecular function: transforming growth factor beta binding; activin binding; SMAD binding. Gene Ontology annotation, biological process: heart development; cellular response to growth factor stimulus; protein phosphorylation. The transcript has 7 exons. The record is from RefSeq and is a predicted model, not a curated record. Bases 179 to 1804 code for a protein of 541 amino acids.
UGCAUGAAAGUGCUACAGUGACUCACACCGAGCACGUCCUACCUCCUCUGUUUACUCUCCCAGGGCAGCGAGGGAGUAAAGAAGCGGACCGAAGAAAGUUCGCUCCAGCCUGGAUAUUAACUCCCCGCCGAGGCCCGGCUUAAUUAAUGAGAAAGAAAGUGUUAUUGUCCGCCUCUUAAUGGAGCCUCUUCGCGUUUCCGCUUUCUGGUGUGGAGCAAUACUCUGUGCGAGUGUUGUGUUCGAGCAGACGGGUGCUGACAUAAUAAAGUUCAGCCGGCUGUGCAUGUUUUGCGACGAAAAACCAACCAGCUGCAACGGCCGAGGAAGCUGCCAGGUGGAGUGUGGCAUCACUGCCAUUUGUGCCCACAAUGAAGAAGUGUGUGUCGCUAUUUGGAGGAAAAAAGACGACAAUGCCACAUUUGACACGGUCUGCCACAACCCAGCUGACAAGCUGUAUGGCCUGGUCCUGGAGGACUACAACAAUAGCAAGUGUGAGAUGAAAGAAAGGCACGGUAUGGGCUCUUCCUUUUUCAUCUGCUCCUGCUCUGAGGAUGAGUGCAACCGCGAUAUCAUCUUUAACUCCUACAAAGACUCUCAGGUUGCUGUCAUCUUGGUGAGUCUGGUUCCUCUGCUGGUCACGGCUAUAUUGGUGAUUUCGUCCUUCUACUGUUAUCGAGUCUACCUCCAGCGCAAGGCUAAUGCUAAACGCAAGAAAGGCGGCCCACACGACUUUAGUGACGCUCGCGCUAUCAUGGUUGACGAUGAAGGUUCUGACAGCAGCUCCACGCACGCCAAUAACCUCAAUCACAACACUGAGUUGUUGCCUAUUGAACUGGAUGUCCAGGUGGGAAAAGGUCGUUUUGCCGAAGUUUAUAAAGCCAAACUGAAGCAGGGAUCCACAGUCAGUGACGAGCAGGGCUUUGAGACUGUGGCAGUAAAGAUUUUCUCAUACGAGGAUUACGCAUCCUGGAAGAAUGAGAAGGACAUUUUCUCGGACGCCGACUUGAGACAUGAAAAUGUGCUCCACUUCCUCACAGCAGAGGAGAGGAAGAUCCAGAGACAGUACUGGCUGAUCACAGCGUACCAGCCAAGGGGGAACCUCCAAGAAUACUUGACCCACCAUAUCGUCAGCUGGCAUGAGCUGUGGUUACUGGGAGGAUCGCUUGCUGGUGGACUGGCACAUCUUCACAGUGACCACUCCCCAUAUGGCCGAUACAAGGUGCCUAUUGCACACAGGGACAUUAAGAGCUCCAACAUACUCGUGAAGAGUGACCUGACCUGCUGCCUCUGCGACUUUGGCCUCGCACUCCGGCUAGACAACUCCCUGUCUGUGGAUGAGCUGGCAAACAGUGGACAGGUGGGAACAGCCAGGUACAUGGCUCCAGAGGUCUUGGAGUCCAGGAUCAACCUGGAAAACAUUGAGUCCUUUAAACAGGCCGACGUGUACUCAAUGGCACUCGUACUGUGGGAAAUCAUUUCCAGGUGCAGCGCUAUCGGAGAGGUAAAAGAGUAUGAGCCCCCUUUCGGAAACCUGAGGGAGCAUCCGUGUGUAGAGAGCAUGAAGGACAACGUUAUCCGAGACCGGGGAAGACCUGAGAUUCCUAACAGCUGGAUCAACCACACAGGCAUCCAGGUGGUGUGUUCCUCCAUAGAAGACUGCUGGGAUCACGACCCAGAAGCCCGCCUGACAGCCCAGUGUGUUGCCGAGCGCUUUGAUGAAAUGGAGUACCUGGACAAGCUAUCGGACUGCUCCGACUCAGAGGAAAAGAUCCCAGAAGAAAUCAUUGUGGUGGACGAGAAAUAGCGCAUAAUCCAAAAAAAAUCCACAAAAAACACUGCUCCCUCCUGGGUGGCAGAGGUAUAACAAGGAACAGACUGGAAAAAUAACAAUAGGUUAACUAUAAUGGCAGAUUUCAUGGACAAACUUUACAGACAAACAGGGAUAUCACAAAAUAAAGCUUUUAUUGCUUUUGCACUUUAUCAUUAUCUAUGCAUACUAAAUGGCAUAUAUGCAGUAACUAAAAUAAAACUUUUCAUACAAAAUAAAAGAUAUUAAAAAAGUAACGUGCAAUACCAAGAUGGGUCGUUCCACCGAAUUGGUGCCAGUUGCUUGUUGACUACCAAAAUACUCUAAUACAAAAUAAAAAAACUUAAUAUUAAACUUACAUUUAAGCAUAUAAUUAACAAAUACAUGAAAUAUAAGACAAGUGGAAUAUUUGCCCACAUUAAGCACAUUACAAUCAAUUUAACAAAUAAAGGGUGCUAACGUGUCAGGCUGACAGGACUGAAUGAAACCAGAGACAUGACUGACAUGGGUUUUUUAACCUUUUAUUUUUAAGGUGUAUAGUGGAGAAUUAACAAUUAUUUUAACAUUUCUGCACUAUUUAAAAUACAGUAUUUUAUAUUAGUCUAAUUUUACCAAGUAGUGAGGGAAUCUAUUUUCCGGUGGAAAGUAUUUCAAAUGCAUCUUUUUAUUUUUAAACAUGCAAACCGACACUUUGCUUAAAGGAGCCAUAUGUGAUAUAAUCAAGCCAGAAAUGGUACUGCAAUCAUGGUCAAAAUUAUGUAGUCCCUUCCGACUCUCCCUUACUGAGGUUGCCAGAUACGCAGCCGAAUCCAGCUCGAUUGACUGGUCUACUCUAAAGAACUUCAAACUUCCGCUGCCUCUUACUAGGUGUUGAGGUGCUGGGACCAUAAUAGCUGAAUAGACAAGCGUUUUGUCAAUAACUAAUCUCCAACCAACACAUUUUACACUGAAAUUACGUUAUUUUCAGGAAGAAGUACGUCAUGCUUGCAUACAAUAUUACAACAAAUGGCAAUCAAAUGGUUAUUGUCAGUACUAUCAGAAAACAAAGACUAAAACAAACUACAACCAAAGCUACCAAUGGUUGUAAUGUUGAAAAAAAGUAGAGCAUGCUUAAAAGGGAACAUUAUCACCAGACCUAUGUAAGCCUCAAUAUAUACCUUGAUGUUGCAGAAAAAAGACCAUAUAUAUUUUUUAAACGAUUUCCGAACUCUAAAUGGGUGAAUUUUGGCGAAUUAAACGCCUUUCUAUUACUUGCUCUCGGAGCGAUGACGUCAAAACGUGACGUCACCUAGGUAGUCAACGGCAUUUUCUCAAACACAUUACACGCAGCAAGUCAAAUCAGCUCUGUUAUUUUCCGUUUUUUCGACAGUUUUCCGGUACCUUGGAGACAUCAUGCCUCGUCAGUGUGUUGUCGGAGGGUGUAACAACACGAUCAGGGACGGAUUCAAGUUGAUUUACUUAGAAUGUGCAUCGAUUAACACGGCAUGCUAAUAGAUGCUAACAUGCUAUUUAGGCUAGCUGUAUAUACAUAUUGCAUCGUUAUGCCUCAUUUGUAGCUAUAUUUGCAACCAGCCUUUCCCUCCAUCCACAUUUAAUGCCAAACAAACACUUACCAAUCGACGGAUUUAAGUUGCUCCAGUGUCAAUGCGUAAGUCCCGAUCGUUUGGUCUGCACAUUUUAACGGCGAUGCUAAGGCAAACAUGCUAAGGCUUCAGUUUCCUCUUCAAUUUUGUUUUCGCUAUCUGCCUCCAUACUCCAACCAUCCCUUUUAAUACAUGCGUCUGCUGUUGAAUCGCUUAAGAUGCUGAAAUCCGAGUCUGAAUCCGAGCUAAUGUCGCUAUAUCUUGCUGUGGUAUCCGCCAUGUUGUUUGUAUUGGCAUCACUAGAUGACGUCACAGGAAAAUGGACGGUGGCUUCGCAGAUUGCGAAAAUCAGGCACUUUAAAGCCUUUUUUCGGGAUAUUCCAGGAUGGGUAAAAUUUUGAAAAAAACUUCGAAAAAUAAAAUAAGCCACUGGGAACUGAUUUUUAUUGGUUUUAACCCUUCUGAAAUUGUGAUAAUGUUCCCUUUUAACAGCCUAAUGUAAGGCAAAAACUAUAAGAGACAUUUUACUAAAGUAUGCCUAUAGGCUACUGUUUAACUUGGUACAUGUAGUCCACAUUAUGCAAACAUGAAUGAGGAAUUAUUUUAUCAUGUGAUUUAGCUGUCUCCAUACGUUUCACAUUGCCAUGACAACAGCCGUGCUAAUGUUGCAACCCAUUUCCUCAGCGUAUCAGCAUAUUGAGAACGAAAUAGGCACUGACACGACCCACAUCCACAUAGGAUUUAUUUGUCAAAAACACAUUUCGCCCUGUCUGUUCGAAUACAUAUGUCGAUGUGUCAUUGACCGGACUAGCAUUCUAACCAUCACACUAGGAGCUAAGCACCAUCACGCUAAGCAUUCGUUGCAUGAACAUACUGGCUUUGUUAGACAAGAUGAUAGACUGUAUUGGACAAUAUAGUUUACAUACGAAAUAUCCAUUUCCAUUUAUUACAAGUAAUAGGUAAGUAAGGCUUUUACGUUUUCUUAUCAAGGAGUUUGGCGUCAUAUGAAAUAAUCGUCUCCCCCUUCAAUUGUCUCCAUCUUUCAUCCUCAAUACAAAUCCUAGUUUUGUGCCUGGCUUUGUCAUGAAAAAGUUGAGAAUCGUAAUGACGCCUUUUAGAUUUACUAAGGUCUGACAUGUUUAGUAACCUUACCAGAGGCAGUAGCCAGACAAAGAUGGCUGUGUGUAACUGGCAACCUGGAUGUAACACACUCGCAUACUUUCACAUAGGUUAAAAUGGUGGAGGGUGGGGCAUCGAAAUGAAAACAAUAAGAUUUUGGGGCUGUAAAUUUAAUUUUGAAAUGAGCAUAUCCCGGCUGAAUUACCGUUAUCAGUUGUAGAGGUAUUCGAAAAGAACAUUGUUUAUUAAUGCCUUUGGACAUAUCAGGGCCAUUUGAUGAGGACUUGACAUGAACAUAUUACAUAUGGCUCCUUUAAUCAUUUGUUUUUCUUUUACAAUGCAUUUUAUCGUGCAUUAGUACAUUUUAUUUCCCUGGGAUGCAAAUGCCACCAAUUCAGUGGAAUGGACUUUAAAUAACGCUGUUCCCUCCAUGUGUCAUGGCAGCGGCAGCAGUACAGCCGUUUUGAAACCAAAACAAAGGUUCCAAAGAUCUUUUUUUCUUGCGCUGUGAGGACGAGUUAUUCAAGAAUAUGUGUGUGUUAAUCAGAGCAGUGUGGUAAACAACAAAUAAGGAAAUCUGCCUAAUCAUUGCCGGACAAUAAAGAGGAAAAGUUACAUAAUCAAAGAUCUAACCUGCUGCCUGUUAAUAAAGCUGAAAUCUUUAUACAUAAAAAAAAAUGUUUUGCAUGAAAGUUUAAAGCUAUAAUUAUUGAUGCAUAAAGUAGUGGUGUUAUUGUUUUCAUGGGUUUGUCAGCUGGUUUUGAGCAAGCCAGUGAAAGUUAGUAUAUUUGGAAAGCCUUAACAGACAUUUGCAAUGUAAUUAAUGACAAUGAUAUUGCUUUGCCUUUAAAUAAUAUGUAAAUACACUGAAUGCUUAAGCCUGGCAGAGUUACGUCGUCCAUUUUUUACAUUUUCUUCAUGUUUUCCCUCCCAGCAAUACUCAUUGUUUACAGUGUUAAUUUUUUACUCACUCAUCAAAGGUGUCUUGAAAGCAUUUCCACCCAGCAAGGACGGGGGCGUAAACCAAAGACUGUUUCCUGUGUCAUUUCUGUAUCGUUUUGCAGAUUAAAUUGUUGUCUAAGCCUA